CCUCUAUAAAUUAGCUUGUCCCCUUCUCAUAUCUCAAUACCACAGUAAAGAGAACAAUUUCACUAGAUCUCUGUCUUUCUUUCUCUCUCUUUACAAAAUGGAAUCGAAAAGUCUGGUGCUACUACUGCUCUUCUGCCUCAUGUUCUUGCAUGAUGCUUCUGAUAUUACUCAAGCUCACGCUUAUGCUCACGUUCAUGCACUUCCAACUCGCAAGAUGAUGAUGUUGAAGAAGGAGAGUAAAUGGGGAGGAAAAAAUGGAGAGGAAGAAGAGAAGAAGAAAGGUUUAGGGUUAAAUGAAGAGUUAAGGACUGUUCCUUCAGGACCUGACCCUUUGCACCAUCAUGUGAACCCACCAAGACAGCCAAGGAACAACUCUCAUCUCCCUUAACCUCACCGACCUUCUUCCUUUUGUUGCUUUUACUGAUUUCGAUCUCUCUUCAAAAAAGAAAAUAAUAAUAAUAAAAUUUCGAUCGUAUUGUAAAUUACUUCUUCUGUUUAAUCGGUUUCAUCUUGUGUAUUUUUUGUUUAGUCACUCUCUUUGCUAAGGCUUGUUUCAUGAUUGUGGAUGUAAGAUAUGUGCACUAAUUAAGUUAUAUAUGUUUCUCACGUGAAUGAAAGCAUCCUCUGUCUUUUUCUAUA
This is a messenger RNA of Thlaspi arvense, 639 nucleotides long. NCBI's taxonomy places the organism in Eukaryota, Viridiplantae, Streptophyta, Magnoliopsida, Brassicales, Brassicaceae. The record is from the annotation of a GenBank genome assembly.